CCUGGGCCGAGACUCAGGGAGACAUUGAGACAGAGCGCUUGGCACAGGAGGAGCGGGGUCAGGGCGAAGUCCCAGGGCUCAGGCGUGGCUCUCAGGGUCUCAGGCCCGGAAGGCACUGUAUGGAUUGGGGAGGCGCAACGUUGGGGAUUCCCCAUCUCCGCAGUUUCUCUUCCUCUCCCAACCUGUGUCGGGUCCUUCUUCCUGGAUACUCACGACGCGGACCCAGUUCCUACUCCCAUUGGGUGCCGGGUUUCUAGAGAAGCCAAUCAGCGUCGCCGCGGUCCCGGUUCUAAAGUCCCCAGUCACCCACCAGGACUCAGAUUCUCCCCAGACACCGAGGAUGGCGGUCAUGUCGCCCCGCACCCUCCUCCUGCUGCUCUCGGGGGCCCUGGCCCUGACAGAGACCUGGGCGGGCUCCCACUCCAUGAGGUAUUUCUACACCUCCGUGUCCCGGCCCGGCCGCGGGGAGCCCCGCUUCAUCUCCGUGGGCUACGUGGACGACACGCAGUUCGUGCGGUUCGACAGCGACGCCGCGAUCCCGAGAGAAGAGCCGCGGGCGCCGUGGGUGGAGCAGGAGGGGCCGGAGUAUUGGGACCGGAACACACGGAUCUACAAGGACACCGCACAGCAAGACCGAGUGAACCUGCGGAACCUGCGCGGCUACUACAACCAGAGCGAGGCCGGGUCUCACACGAUCCAGAGGAUGUAUGGCUGCGACGUGGGGCCUGAGGGGCGCCUCCUCCGCGGGUAUCACCAGUACGCCUACGACGGCAAGGACUACAUCGCCCUGAACGAGGACCUGCGCUCCUGGACCGCUGCGGACACGGCGUCUCAGAUCACCCAGCGCAAGUGGGAGGCGGCCAAUGCGGCUGAGGGGAUGAGAGCCUACCUGGAGGGCACGUGCGUGGAGUGGCUCCACAGAUACCUGGAGAACGGGAAGGAGACGCUGCAGCGCGCGGAGCCCCCCAAGACACAGGUGACCCACCACCCCAUCUCUGACCAUGAGGCCACCCUGAGGUGCUGGGCCCUGGGCUUCUACCCUGCGGAGAUCACACUGACCUGGCAGCGGGAUGGGGAGGACCAGACCCAGGACAUGGAGCUCAUAGAAACCAGGCCUGCAGGGGAUGGAAACUUCCAGAAGUGGGGGGCUGUGGUGGUGCCUUCUGGAGAGGAGCAGAGAUACACAUGCCAUGUGCAGCACGAGGGGCUGCCUGAGCCCCUCACCCUGAGAUGGGAGCCAUCUUCCCAGCCCACCAUCCCCAUCGUGGGCAUCGUUGCUGGCCUGGUUGUCCUUGGAGUUGUAGUCACUGGAGCUGUGGUCGCUGUUGUGAUGUGGAGGAAGAAGAGCUCAGGUGGGGAAAGGGUUAGGAGUGGGGUCUGAGAUUUCUUGUCCCACUGAGGGUUUCAAGCCCCAGGUA
Messenger RNA from Sapajus apella (tufted capuchin), 1418 nucleotides. RefSeq names its product HLA class I histocompatibility antigen, B alpha chain. Bases 341 to 1381 code for a protein of 346 amino acids. Gene Ontology annotation, biological process: immune response; antigen processing and presentation of endogenous peptide antigen via MHC class I via ER pathway, TAP-independent; antigen processing and presentation of endogenous peptide antigen via MHC class Ib. The transcript is spliced from 5 exons. NCBI's taxonomy places the organism in Eukaryota, Metazoa, Chordata, Mammalia, Primates, Cebidae. Gene Ontology annotation, molecular function: signaling receptor binding; peptide antigen binding. Gene Ontology annotation, cellular component: external side of plasma membrane. The record is from RefSeq and is a predicted model, not a curated record.